Molecule: messenger RNA, 1148 nt
Organism: Poeciliopsis prolifica (blackstripe livebearer)
Lineage: Eukaryota; Metazoa; Chordata; Actinopteri; Cyprinodontiformes; Poeciliidae
Product: gap junction beta-6 protein-like
Exons: 7
Coding region: 354-1037 (227 amino acids)
Biological process (GO): cell communication
Cellular component (GO): connexin complex
Source: RefSeq, a predicted model, not a curated record
AUCAUUCUUUUAAUUGGAGGUUGUGGCUGCACAAAAUCAGUCCGAUGGCCACAAAUGGCCCCAGGACCACACUUUGGACACCCCUACUUUACAGCAUGCCUGUCUUCCUUUCACUCUUGCAACUUUGGGUCAGAAAAAGCAUCCAGACUGAUUCCUGCAUUUGGAAAGAUUUUAACAUCCCAGACAAAGUCCUGAUGAGUUUUAUUUUGAAAAUCCUUGGAGGAAGUGACCCUGUUGCUGUCUUUCUUGACUUCUCAGUGAAGAAAGCAUCUUUCUGCAGAAGACUUCAGAGCUGCAGGAGAAGAAAAUGAGGAAACUUUCACAGCCAAUGACCUGAAUCACUGUAAGCAAGGAUGUCCUGGCCGGCUCUGUACGCUCAGCUGGUCGGCACCAACCGGUACUCCACCUCCCUGGGGAAAGUGUGGCUCUCUGUGCUGUUUAUUUUCAGAGUCAUGGUUCUGGUUGUGGCCGCUGAGAGCGUCUGGGGCGACGAGCAGUCCGAUUUCACCUGCAACACCCUACAGCCUGGCUGUGAGAACGUCUGUUAUGAUCAGUUCUUCCCAGUGUCCCACAUCCGGCUCUGGAGUCUCCAGCUGGUCUUUGUGUCCACACCAACCCUCUUGGUCUCCAUGUAUGUGUCCUACCGCAACCACUGCGACAAGAGACGACUCCUUCAGAGUUCUGGACGGGCAAGCAUACUCCACAAUAAGGGCCAAGAAGAAGAGCUGGAGACUCUGAAGAAGAGGAGACUCCCAAUAGCUGGCGCCCUCUGGUGGACAUACUUCUGCAGCCUGGUGUUUAAAAUGAUGUUUGAAGGUGGAUUCAUGUACGCCCUGUAUGUUGUGUACGACGGUUUCCAGAUGCCACGCCUGGUGCAGUGUGAUCAGUGGCCGUGCCCCAACCUGGUGGACUGCUUCGUCUCACGGCCCACGGAGAAAACCGUCUUCAUCGUUUUCAUGGCUACUGCCUCUUCGGUCUGCAUGCUUCUUAAUUUGGCUGAACUUGCAUAUCUGGUUGCCAAGGCUCUCAACAGGUAGAAUGAGACGACCAGGUGAUUCAUCAGAUUUAAGAGGCUAGAAAAUCAAGGAAAGAAUGGGUGACUGGAGCUUUCUAGGGCGACUGUUGGAGAAUGCUCAAGAACACUCCAC